AUGUCAAAGAAAGUGACCAUAGCUUACGGUGGUUCCAAUGGAAACAAAUUUGAUGAUGGUGUUUACGAGGGUACUUACGACGGUGUGCGUAAAUUGAUAGUUGGAGAAGACUUUCAUGGCAUCGUUUACCUCAAGAUCCAGUACGUGAAAAACGGUGAUGUCGUUGUUAAAGAACACGGAAGAGCAAGAGGAACACAUAUUACAGAGACCGAGUUUGAAGUGAAGUGCCCAGACGAAUACAUUACGUCUAUUUGGGGAACAUGCAGAAACGAUCAUCACAGAUACAAAUCUACCGGCGGGAGAACAUUUGAACAGCUCACUGCUGCAGACAAAUACGACAUAAAUCUUGCUGCAAAAAUGGGAACUCCAAUGUAUUGGAACACGGUGUCGGAGCUUCAAUUCAAAACAUCACACGGGAGAACAUCUGAGCAGUUUCGUAUGCCCGGUACUGGAGGAUCCAACGGGGUCUCUUGGGAUGAUGGGGCUUAUGAUCGUCUGAGUAAAUUGUGUGUUGGAGAAGAUGCUCAUUGUGUGAGCUCCGUUGAGUUCCACUAUGUUAAGGGAAACGACCGGAUAACUCAUUGUCACGGAAAGGAUUCGAAAGAACACGACAAAGAUGGAUUCAUCUCGUCUUUAACUUUCAAAACAUCAAUGAAUAGAAGUUCUGAGAAAUUUGGGAAACCGGUUGGUACAAAAUUCCAACUUGAGGCAAAAGGGUUCGAUAAGAUUGUGGGGUUCCGAGGAAGGUCGUCCGUAAAUCGUAUCAAUGCACUCGGAGCAAAUUUUGCGGUGGUGGUAGUUCCUCCGGUCAAGAAACUAAAUGCAAAAGGUGGUGUCCUUGGGAACGAGUGGGAUGAUGGGAUUCACGACGAUGCUCGAAUGAUAACAUUCAAGCUCUAUUUUAACAAGGAAUACAUCACAUCCGUUGAAGGACACUAUGGUAAGAGGUUAGCAGCACCUAAUGCAUCCGCAUCUGCCAUGUCUUCAUUUUUUACCGGUUAUAUGACGAUGCUUAAGUUCAAUACAAACCGUACAACAUAUCAAGUGUUAAGUCACAGUCCAGAAUACACUUACGAGGGAACAUCAUUCAAGCUUGAGGAGAAAGAUCACAAGAUUGUUGGGUUUUAUGGGAAGACUGAAGUUUCUCUCAACCAAAUUGGGGUUUAUGUCAAGCCAAUCGCUAACGCUUAAGCUUUUAAUCUUUGCUUUGAUAGAAUAAUUGAGAGAAAAAGCUAUAUAUGCUUAUAAUCUCCUUAAUUUAUGGUCUUAUGUUGUCGUCAUAGUUGUUGUUUCUACACGGUUUAUAGUAUCCUC
Molecule: messenger RNA, 1314 nt
Organism: Arabidopsis thaliana (thale cress)
Lineage: Eukaryota; Viridiplantae; Streptophyta; Magnoliopsida; Brassicales; Brassicaceae
Product: Mannose-binding lectin superfamily protein
Exons: 6
Coding region: 1-1191 (396 amino acids)
Source: RefSeq, marked reviewed